Molecule: messenger RNA, 2615 nt
Organism: Elgaria multicarinata webbii
Lineage: Eukaryota; Metazoa; Chordata; Lepidosauria; Squamata; Anguidae
Product: zinc finger protein RFP-like
Exons: 7
Coding region: 44-1489 (481 amino acids)
Biological process (GO): regulation of gene expression; protein ubiquitination; innate immune response
Cellular component (GO): cytoplasm
Molecular function (GO): ubiquitin protein ligase activity; zinc ion binding; protein binding
Source: RefSeq, a predicted model, not a curated record
GCCAAGAAAGUGAAACUAAUUCUGUCUGCAGUGUACAAAAGCCAUGGCUGCUGCUUGGAAUCCUGUCCAGGAUCUCUGUGAAGAAGCCACUUGUCCCAUCUGCCUGGAUUAUUUCAGGGAUCCAGUGACCGUUGCAGAGUGUGGCCACAAUUUCUGCCGAGCCUGCCUGACCCAGUGCUGGGGGGAGAAGGACACAGAGGCCUCCUGCCCCCAGUGUAGAGGAACCUUCCAGAAGAGGUGCCUCCUGCCCAACAGGAAGCUGGCUAAUGUUGCUGAAAUUUCCAAGAAAUUCAGAGAUCAGUGGGUCAAGGGGGCAGAGGUGAAGGGGGGAGUCUGUGAGAAACACCAGGAGCCCCUGAAGUUCUUCUGCAAAGACCAUGAAACCCCCAUCUGUGUGGUGUGUGACAGAGCCAAGGAGCACAAAGAACAUGAGGUGGUUCCUCAAGAGGAGGCUUCCCAGGAGUACAAGGAUCUGAUCCGUCGUCGCCUGGAGAUUCUCAGGGAAGAGAGAGAAAGAAUUCUGGCAUAUAAGGCAGAAACAGAAAAGGAGAAUAAAGAACUUCUUAAGGAAACCAAAGCAGAGAGGGAAAAGACAGUGGCCCAGUUCAGACAACUAUGGCAGCUUCUGGAGGAACAAGAGAAGCUUCUGCUGACCCAGAUAGAAGGCUUAGAGGAGCAGAUUGCCAGGAGAAGGGACGGGCACCAGGCCAAACUCUCUGAAGAACUCUCCUCUCUUGAAAGCCUCAUCCAGGAGUUGGAGGAGAAGGGUCAGCAGCCAGCGAGUGAACUCCUGCAGGACGUGAGAAACACCUUGCAGAGGAGUGAGAAGGAGACAUUUGAGAAUCCAGCAGCUUUCCCUCUAGAGCUGAAGUGGAGGAUCUGGGACUUCCGUGAAAUAAAUCCCUUUCUGGAGAGAGUCAUGAAGCAAUUCCAAGAUGCGCUGCUAACUGGACUACCUGUGAUGAAAGCAACAAAUGUCACUCUGGAUCCAGACACAGCGAAUCCCAGCCUCAUCCUGUCCGAUGGUCAUAAAAGCGUUAGAAGGGGAGACAAACGGCAAGAUCUGCCCAACAAUCCUGAGAGAUUUGAGCACCUUGCUUUUGUCCUGGGACGUGAGGGAUUCACAGCAGGCAGACAUUUCUGGGAAGUCAGUGUGGGAAGUGAGGAAGACUGGGCUGUGGGGGUCGCCAGAGAGUCUGUGAGGAGAAAAGGCUGGAUUGAUUUUAGUCCUGAGGAAGGGAUCUGGGUUGUGAGGUAUUGUAGAGGUGUAUAUAAGGCUCACAACCCCCCUGAUUACCCUCCUCUGUCCCUGAGUGGGGAGCUGAAGAGGAUCCGAGUGUCUCUGAACUGCGAUGAGGGGCGAGUGGCCUUUUACGAUGCUGACAGGGGGACCCUCCUCUACGCCUUCUCUGGAGCCUCCUUUGCAGGAGAGACAAUUAUGCCCUUCUUUUAUGUAUAUAAAAAUGGACACCUCAGCAUCUCCCCUUAAGGCAGCUUAGAGCCUUCCUCACUUUCCCUCCUCUCCAGACCAGACUGGUUGGUCUACUCUAAGCAUCAAACCUUCCUUUGUCAAGGGCCCCUUUUCCCCUUCUGCAAAGACCCCCUGAGAGGCCUCCAGUCACAGACACCAGAACUACAUGGGCUAAAGUGGUGCCUGAUUUCCUCCCUCCCUUUUCCCAGACUUCUCUCAUCUCUUACUUCUUAAAGAGACAGAAGCACAUCAAUAAUCCAGAACAACAUGUCUUUUAACUGCACUGCUUCCAUGACCUUCAGUCCUUGUUUCAUUUUCCAUUUUCCUUGUUUCCCUCUCCACAAUAUUUUCAUUAUAUCCUUAGAUGGAAAACCCACCAUAAAAUUUUCCUCUCUCUCUCUCUUUUUUGCACAAACACACACACACACACACACACACACACACACACACACACACACGGGUGCAUUGUACUUUGUCAGAGAUCCUGAUGUGACAUUCUUGCCAAAGUUUCCAUAUCCCAAAAGGCCUCUCAUUCUGCUGUUUCACGAAGACAAAUGCAUCUUCCAGGUGAUUUCCAUUGAGAAUGGCCUGUGGGUGGGCUUGGAUUCAGCAAGUGCAGGGAAAUUGCUAUUAUAGAGAACUAAUAUGUCCCCCUUAGUUAUUUUCAUUAAAUAAAAUAAGUUACAGCCUUGGGAACAAGGGUUCUCUCAUCAUGCUUAGGGUGACCAUAUUUCAGGAACCGAAAAGGAAGACAACAUGGCCGCUCCAUUGGGCAUGCCCACAAACAUGCCCAGCCCCCAAGGGGGAGUUUCCACCCAAACGUGCCCUUGGUCACAUGUCUGACUUCACAGCACACAAUUAAGACAAACCUGUUCUACAUAACAUCUUAAUUUUAAAAUCACUGGAAUAAAGAACAAGUGAGACAUUCAAUGUAUCUGAAAUGAACUUCAGUCAUUCCUACUUUUGUAGCUUUUGCUGCACUUUGAAUCUUUUGCUAUAUUCCGUGUGAUACAGUCUCCCCUUCCCUCAAAUAUCUUUUCUGACUGCAAAUCCUUCACUGGAUGACCACAGUCUAACCUUUCCUAACAUUUAACACUCGUUCCCCAUCAACUUUCUUAUUUCCAUAUUCAUCGUUUCAUCAAAC